This is a messenger RNA of Caenorhabditis elegans, 1026 nucleotides long. RefSeq names its product Serpentine Receptor, class I (gene F59B1.4). The transcript is spliced from 5 exons. The coding region runs from base 1 to 1026 and encodes 341 amino acids. The record is from RefSeq and is marked reviewed. NCBI's taxonomy places the organism in Eukaryota, Metazoa, Nematoda, Chromadorea, Rhabditida, Rhabditidae.
AUGGACAACAGAGUCUACGCAACCGUCCACUUAACAGAUAGAACUCUCCAACUCUACCUAACAAAUAUUUUCAACUGCCUUGCCACUCCUGUCAAUUUUCUAGCAUUUUACCUGAUAAUCAAGCAUUCUAGAAGAGAGACCAAACUAUUCAAGUACACUCUACUAAUCAGUCACUUAUUCUUCUAUGUCUCCAACAUUUUCUAUGGAACCAUUGCGAAUGUGGUUUUACUUUUCCCGUUUCCCGGAAUUUUACUAAUCGGGAUUUUGGAGAACCUACUAAAUGCAUUUUGGUCCGCCGCAAUUUGGAUAUUCUUAUUCGCUGGAUUCGUCUAUUUCACAUUUAUGAUACUGGUGGUUCGGCUGAAAAUCGUUGCGAGAAAGGGAAAAAUCUUUGAUUUUUCGAAUCGGAGUUAUUAUAUUUUUUGUGUUAUAUUGGCUUUAUACAUAAUCGGCCCAAUUAGUGCGAUUUGGAUCAGAUCAUACUGCACGAGGGAUCAGCAAAUAGCUUAUGUUACAGAGCACUUCCCAAAAAAUCUGAUGGUUUUCGAUAAUCCCAGUGUCCACGUGGAUGUGAGUGUAUCCAACCAACGAAUGCUAAUAAUUCUCAUGUUAAUUCUGAUUUUCUCCGGAUUCAUGAUCUACAGUCUACUCUACUUGAUGAUAGUGCUAGAAAUUUCAAAACAAGCUACUUCUAAGAGCUUAAAAACCACAAAUCAUCAGCGCAAGGUGACAAAUUCAAUGGUUUUUCAGAUUUUGAUAGUUGGAACAACAGUUUUUCCAGCAAUUCUUUUACAAAUUAGGAAUGCAUUUGUGGAGCCGGAAGAGGAUACAAGAGUGAUCACCGCCUUGGCCAAUUCGUGUCUUGUGUUCGCCUCGAUUCCUUGCCAACUUUUCAUGAUUUUGCGAAAUUCGUAUUAUCGACAAGUCAUUUUGAAGAAAGGCGGUGGAAACCUCGAAGCGAGUACUUCUGAUCGGAAACAAUCGAUAUUCGUUCAACCGACAAGACGGCACACAACUUUUUAUUGA